AUGCACCGCCGAUGUAAUACUAUACGGUCGAGGGCCGGGGCCGGACGAUGGACUAGGCCCAAAGGGGAGGGUCUGGAACGGAUUGGCGCUGGACGCGGUAGAGAAACAGUGGUCGGAUGCGUUCAUGGAUGUGCGAGGCAACGUCAGACGUCUUGCUUGGGCGAUGGCCAGGGCAGGGGGGAUGCGAUGACGUGCGCGAGGGAAUUGCACGGAUAG
Molecule: messenger RNA, 216 nt
Organism: Bipolaris maydis ATCC 48331
Lineage: Eukaryota; Fungi; Ascomycota; Dothideomycetes; Pleosporales; Pleosporaceae
Source: RefSeq, a predicted model, not a curated record